CGUGCCAUUAGCCAGCUAGCCUCGGGUAGCUAGCAGUCAGUGUAGUUCUCCUGUGUGUUGGAUGAGGCGUGGAGGAAAAAGGAGAUGUGGUCCUUUUUUGCCAGGGAUCCUGUCAAAGACUUUGCUUAUGAAAUUCUCCCAGACACCCAGGAGAAGUCUGGAAUAUGGACUCUACACCGUGGGAAGAGAAAGACCAAUGGAGAGCCAGUGUCGGUGUUUCUGUACGAGGUAGCACAGGGGACAGAGCAGCAAACACAGCUAGCCAAAGCUGCCUUUAAACGCAUGAAGACCCUGCGUCACCCUAACAUCCUGGCCUAUGUGGACGGAUUGGAGACAGAGAAGAGCCUGUACCUGGUUACUGAGCAGGUGACCCCCCUGGCAGUCCACCUGAAGGCCCAGGCAGAGAAGGGUGGAUUCGGGGAACUGGAGGUCUCCUGGGGGCUGCACCAGAUAGUGAAAGCUUUGAGUUUCCUCGUCAACGACUGCCACCUGCUUCAUAACAACUUGGGUGUUUCGGCUGUUUUUGUGGAUCGAGCCGGGGAGUGGAAGCUAGGGGCCCUCGACCAUGUGGCCCCUGAGCAGGGUGACCCUAGUGGGGUCUCACUGCCUGCGCCAAAGGCUGUUUACCCUGACAUGGAGAAAUAUGAACCACCAGAGAUGUCCAAUAGCAGUGGAGAGAAAUGGGCAGGGGAGGUGUGGCGGCUGGGCUGUCUGAUCUGGGAGGUGUUCAACGGGCCACUACCUCGCACGUCCUCCCUUCGUUCACUGGGAAAGAUCCCCAAGGCCCUGGUCCCUCAUUACUGUGAGCUGGUGGGAGCCAACCCCCGAGCUCGGCCGAACCCAGCCCGCUUUCUGCAGAACUGUAGAGCCCCCGGAGGGUUCCUCAGCAACAGCUUUGUGGAGAGCAACCUUUUCCUGGAGGAGAUACAGAUCAAGGAGCCAGCUGAGAAGCAGCAGUUCUUCCAGGAUCUGAGCGACAAUCUGGACUCUUUCCCUGAAGACUUCUGCAAACACAAGGUCCUGCCUCAGCUGCUCACCGCCUUCGAGUUUGGCAAUGCAGGCGCUGUCGUCCUCACGCCGCUCUUCAAGGUGGGGAAAUUCCUGUCAGCAGAAGAGUACCAACAGAAGAUCAUCCCCGUCAUAGUGAAGAUGUUUUCCUCCACAGACAGAGCCAUGAGGAUACGACUGCUGCAGCAGAUGGAGCAGUUCAUUCAGUAUCUGAAUGAGGCCGCAGUCAACUCCCAGAUUUUCCCUCACGUCGUUCACGGCUUCACAGACACAAACCCUGCCAUCAGAGAACAGACUGUUAAGUCCAUGUUGCUGUUGGCUCCCAAGCUGAAUGAGACCAACCUGAACCAGGAGCUGAUGCGUCACUUUGCCCGGCUGCAGGCCAGAGACGAACAAGGCCCGAUCCGGUGCAACACCACCGUCUGCCUGGGCAAAAUUGCUUCCUACCUCAACGCAGGGACUCGACAGCGUGUUCUGAUUUCUGCCUUCUCACGAGCCACUAAAGACCCUUUCCCAGCGUCACGCUCUGCCGGUGUGCUGGGUUUCGCCGCCACACACAACUUCUACAGCAUAACAGAGAUCGCCGCCCGCAUCCUGCCCACCCUCUGUGCCAUUACUGUGGACCCUGAUAAGAGCGUCAGGGACCAGGCAUUCAAAGCCAUCAAGAGUUUCCUUUCCAAGCUGGAGACUGUGUCAGAAGACCCCACCAAACUGGCUGAUAUAGAAAAGGACGUAGCGUCGGGUGCUCAGGCUGCAGGAGCCUCUUCCAGCUGGGCCGGCUGGGCCGUCACCGGCAUGUCCUCGAUAACUUCUAAGCUGAUCCGCAACGCUCCAGGGACAGAGGGAGGUGCAGCAGCAGAGGGCAGCGAGCCCGCCAAUGUCACCACCCUGACCAGUGCUGCUGAUGGAGCACCUGAACCUGGCGCUGAAGAUAAAACUCCACAAGCCUCUGCGACUCACCAUGCUGCCUCUAGUCGUGCCAACCAACCACAGAGUCAUGAAGGAACAGACAACGAUCAUGAGCCAAUAGGAGACCGCUGGGAUGACGAAGAGGACUGGGGAAGUUUGGAGGAGCCGGAGAAAGCUCACACUGAGACGGAUGACUGGAACACUGACUGGUCGGGAAUGGCAUCAUCCAAAAAGAAGGCCAGUGACAGAGGAGUGGGCCGGACCUCUGUGGCGGUGAAAAAGCAGAGCGCAGACUGGAGCAGCUCUGGCUGGGACGCCGAUGACAGCUGGUCCAACGAGAAGGAAGGACAGGGUCAGAGCUCUGCGGGCGAGGAGGGCUGGGGCAAUGACUGGGGAGACGAGGACACAGACACAACUUUGGCCAAUACGACGCUGCCCCUGCCCGAAGGAGUGCGGUUAGCCAGCGAGUACAACUGGGACAGCGGCAGCUCGGCCAAAGGGUCCAGUCAGAACGACCUGUUCGCCAGCGUGUCACAGAGAAACACAGCCGGCACUGCUGCCGCCAUGACUGGUGACGGCUGGGCUGCAGAGGCAACGGGAGACUGGGGAGCGGAGGAGAGCUGGGAGUCAGUGGACGGUAACCAGGGUCUCAGCAAAGCUGAGCUGUCCAAGAAGAAACGGGAAGAGAGGAGGAAAGAGCUGGAGGCAAAACGAGCGGAGCGCAAAGCUGCUAAAGGGCCUCUCAAACUGGGCGCACGCAAGCUGGACUGAUGGGGAUGCAGAGAAAGAUGUGAGGGUGGGGAUGGAGAGCGAGGAACCACGGUGGCUGGACCCGGAGAGCUGGACGGAGGCCCGACAUUCCACAAACAAAGGACCAGAGAGAAGUGGUGAAAAUACUGUGAACAGGUGGAGGAAAACGUUCCUGUUGGUCAGCAGAUGGCUCUCAGCUUUGAGAUUCUCUGUCUGUCUUCAUUCAGGAACUGACAGAAGGGUGAAAAGCAACAAUCCAGCGCUUCAUGGAUGCAUUAUUGUGAAUGGCAGAGCUGAAACAAACACACAGGCUGACCAUUGAAAAAGCAGCACUGAGCAGCGCUCCUUGCCGCCUGAGUUGAUCUAAGUGUCCCCCCUUUUUUUUUUUUUUUUUUUAAAUAUAGCUCAUUAACCUGCAGUUGUAAAGUAAAUGUAUAUAAAAGGUGCAUCUUGUCUUAAAAUGACAUGAAGAAAUGACUUUUUUAAAGAACUGAGAAGUAUAUAUAAGAGAAUAUCAGAAUCAAACAUGCAUUAUGAUACUGAAUGUUUUUCAGUACACACACACACACACACACACACACACACACACACACACAGUGGAUAUGAAUGUUUUAGUUCAGCUGUCACUAACUUACAGACUUAAAAUCACUCCAUGCAUGCCCUGUCGUAUUUGUGUGGCCUAACAAAAACGUGUCAUGGCACAGAUUUUACUUUGCACAUUCAACACAGUAUUUUACCGAACUGAACCGGACAGAUGAAACUGUAAAUGUGUAACACACUCAGCGGACACAUGAUGGAAAUAAGUAGAUAAAUUGAUGCUGGUGAGCUGGUUUCAAGGGAAAAUCAAUUUGUGUUUACAUGCCUUUUUUCCUGUGUGUCCUCGUAGUGCUGUGGUGGAGGUCUAACGAAAUCAAAGGAGUUUUAUUUUGAAAUCCUCUGAAGGAGCCUGUAUAAUCCUGCAGGACGUCAGUCUUUGUUGAAAAGUAUCAGGUGUGGUCUGGGUAAAGGAGUUCCCUAAAAGUUCCUUUUACUCUUUUAUUUGUGCCUUUAUUUAAUUAAAGCGACCUGCUCUGUAGGAUCACAUCCAAGAACCCCAAAGUUACAACUGAAAUUUCCAACCUGAAACAUCUUCCCCCUUUUCAGUGCAACCCCCAGAUCUUCUGUCUGAGUUGAAAAUGCCAUUUUUAGUUUUGGUGUUACAAACCAAACAAGAUGCUGUAAAGAUGCAAUCAGCAGCCAUCACCAUCGGAGCUAAUGUCCAGGUGUGGGUGGUCAGGUAGAGCUGUGUGGACUGAGGAAGACUGGAUGCAACCUUUUACUGAGAGUCCAAAUCUGUAGCAUGUGAGCUGUUCUAAAAAUAAAUACAAGUAAAAUAAA
Molecule: messenger RNA, 4044 nt
Organism: Plectropomus leopardus (leopard coralgrouper)
Lineage: Eukaryota; Metazoa; Chordata; Actinopteri; Perciformes; Serranidae
Gene: scyl1
Product: SCY1-like, kinase-like 1
Biological process (GO): protein phosphorylation
Molecular function (GO): protein kinase activity; ATP binding
Source: RefSeq, a predicted model, not a curated record